AUGGCGGAUUUCAUCAUGCCCCGGACUGCUUGUGAGGAUCUAGGCACGCUAUCUUCGGACAAAAAGAAGCCCCCAUGCGGGUUGAGGGACGAACCCGCUAUUUACUUGACCACAUUGUGGUGUCUGCAGUGUUUUCGCUACAGAGUCCGCAAUUGGGAUCGUGGUCAGCCCUUUGACGUGGUGUGCACAAUCAGCACUGUUUCGCCGCAAAUGUGUACUUCUUGCAAAGACGCCAAAGACCAAUGUGAUUGGAUCCCGCAGGGUAUUCGGGGCCACGUUUUUGAACUUAUGGCCUUGAUCCAAUUCCUGGAAGAAUACUGGGGAGACAACUAUGACGUAUACGAGGGACUUCGCACUGUAGUCUGUGACCUCUGUGCUGCCUUUGAUCACCUGGUCGAGACACAUCGCAAAGCUCAUAUGCUGACAGGCAAUGUCUCUGAGAAAGCCAAAGCUGGCUAUUCUGCGUGGUGUAAUGCCAGAGAGCAUACGAUCCGUCCCAGUACCCAGUACACCAAGGCGCCGCAUCACAAGUAUGCUGUCCGAGCUACAGAGCAUCUCCGCCUUCGCAUGGGCGAAGAAGCAUCUAUCAGCUGGGCCGCCGCAAUUUGUGCAUUCAAAACGUCUGUCAAGGAAAUUAUUAGAGAAUUUACUCGUGACCUGGAACCUAUGCUCACUUCCGCAUACAUCAAUUGCGCCAUGGAACAGUUUCCUCUGGAAAUCCCCGAGCUUUGA
This is a messenger RNA of Penicillium expansum, 732 nucleotides long. RefSeq lists its product as uncharacterized. The record is from RefSeq and is a predicted model, not a curated record. The transcript is spliced from 3 exons. NCBI's taxonomy places the organism in Eukaryota, Fungi, Ascomycota, Eurotiomycetes, Eurotiales, Aspergillaceae. Bases 1 to 732 code for a protein of 243 amino acids.